GUGAUCAAACACACGUGUCACAAGGAGAAAGAGAAUCAGCAGCAUCAGAAUUGCUGGAUCUCGUCCAGCUCCGGCUGUUUAUCCUUAAUCCAGGUUUUACUUCUGGUUGCCUGCUAGGCUUUUUUUUCUCCUCUGCCUCUCUCUCUCCCUCUCCCCUAUCGCUCCUCCCUUUUGCAAUCCUAUAUUAACAAGCUAAGCUGGGAAGAAGGAACACAGUUCAUUGUUGGCAACUACAGAUGCCUUUAGCUGUAGAGUGAGGGAUCCUAGCUCUCUGCAGCAAGAUCACAUUACAGGGUCACCCAUUAGAUUACAAAGGGGAGAGCUGCUCAACCUUCCUAUAUGCUGACUUUUACUGCCUGAUCCUUGUACAAGCAGUAUUUUGGGAUCAAUCGUAAGGGGUAAGUGUGUAUUAUUUAAUGAUCUUGUUAUGAGCCCUGUUCAUUGUCUGUGGCUCAUGGAGUCUGUGAGAUAUGACAGAUGGCAGGGCUGCAAUGAUAACGUAUUGUAUGCUUAAUAAUUUACUUUAUACUUGAAGUUCGAUAAGUAGUCAGUUUUAUAUAAUUUUGUUUUAAUUCUCUCUGCAACGAUAUCGGAACAGCUCUAUUUUGUGUUCUUAUUUUCAGCAUAUACAUAGAGUGUAUAUAGACCGUUUUUUGGUGUGUUUUUUUUUUUUGUUUUGUUUUUUUAGUGUCUUGGGUCUUGUGGUGUGGAUUUUUAUAUAUAUUUUUGAGGGGGGGUUAUGUGUUGUGGGUUAUUUGGGGUGUUUUUUUGGUUUUGUUUUCAUGGUUUGGCUAGAAGUAGUUUUCGGAUUGUAUUGUGUUAAAUCAGUAAGUUUUAUUAAAAGUAAGCAGUUUAUGUGCGGUGUGCUAUAAUGAAGAAUAAUUGGUGUCUGCAUCCCUACAACACCCUGAAUGUAUUUAAUGGUUUUAAUAUCCUACGGUGCAUGUAGUCAUUUUUAAAUGUAGACACCAAGUGUUGUAACAGUGAUCACCUCUCAAACAAUUAUUAAAAAACUGCAUUUUGGCAGAUGGCAAUCUAUGGGUUACAAACCCCCUUUCAUGGUAGCUGACAUGUUUUGUAGAAAGGAUUCAUUUUGGAAUGGACGGUCUAAAUGUUGUCUGAGGAUCACUCGUAAGAUUAUCUAAGCUGCAGCCUAUAGCAUAUGGAUAAGUCUUGCAAAUGAUAGCAUAGCUUUGUUUUCAUUGUUGCAUGAGCCCAUGGCUGCUUAAUAUCCACCCCUUCCUCCUUCCCUGCUGUACUAAGUUGAAUAUUAGCGUCUCUGUAGUGUUGAUUACUGCAUUAAGGCUUAUGCCCUUGUGUUAUUUGUUCAUUAUGGGAAUGAUGACUUCUGCUGAGCAAGCCUAUUGGUGAUUAAAGGCGUUGAAAGAAUGUGAAGUGUUUAAUGCUAGCCUUUUGUAGGCAUAAGGUAGCAUGCUCAAUGUCAUGACAAAACUUUUUAACCCAAUUUAAAGGUGCAAUUAUUAUUUUUUUAUUUUUGUAUGCAUUCUUAAGAAUGCUGUGCAUUUCUGAAUAUGCUGCUGUUUAAUGUAAGAUCUCGUUCUGAAGAAGCUAUGUCCCAUUGAAAUGGCAUCACUUCUUACUGCUUGUAUGUGUUCUCCUGCAGCAUAUAGGAUAUCAAAGAUAAAAUGAUUUUAUGCUACAGCAUGAUAAACUGUUAUCUUAACCAUAAAAUAUCAGUUUCAAGUGUGUUUAUCUAAACAAUGCAGGAAAUGAAAGGGGUGUUGGUGACGCUCUUUAUGCUGCCUAUAGUCAGCCGAGUGCACAUUCAUACAAGCACAAAUGGGGAAAGUAGAUCUCAAUGAUAUGGUACCAUUGCACAUCUGUAAAGGAAAGCUUCUUAACCUACAGUAUCAUAAUGGAUUGUUGUAAUUAUCAAUAAAAUACUUUGUUUUUGGGUUUUUUUGGUCAUUCUUUUAUAAAUGUCUAAUGUGUGUUUAAUUUCUCCCAGGUGUGCAAUGGCCGAACAUAUGAUGGCAAUGAAUCACGGCCGAUUUCCAGAUGGAACAAAUGGUCUUCACCACCAUCCAGCUCAUCGAAUGGGAAUGGGUCAAUUUCAGAAUCCUCACCAUCAUCAACCGCAGCAACACUCUUUUAACAGUUUAAUGGGUGAGCACCUGCACUAUGGAGCAGGGAACCUAAACUCAAACAAUGGCAUCAGGCAUGCCAUGGUGGCUGGGAAUGUAAAUGGUGGUCAUCCGAAUAACGGCAUGGCUCAGGCAGCGAGAUUUAACAAUGCACAGUUUAUGGGACCCCCUGUGACAAAUCAAGGAGCUCAGCUGACUGCUAGCAUGCAACUUCAGAAGCUGAACAACCAAUAUUUUACGCAUCAUCCGUACCAGCACAAUCAUUACAUGCCGGACUUGCAUCCUGCAAAUCAUCAGAUAAAUGGAACAAACCAGCAUUUCAGAGACUGCAAUCCAAAACACAACUCUGGCAUGUCUCCUUCAGUCAGCCAUGUACCUGCUGCAAUGCUGCCUCCUAGUGUCAUAGACACGGACUUCAUAGACGAGGAAGUACUAAUGUCCUUGGUGAUAGAAAUGGGAUUGGAUCGGAUCAAGGAAUUACCUGAGCUUUGGCUAGGACAGAAUGAAUUUGAUUUUAUGACAGACUUUGUUUGCAAACAACAACCAAACAGAGUAAGCUGUUAGAAUUGCCAUUUGGGGAAUAAAACAAAGACCUUGAACAUUCCUCUAUGGACAACAAAUCUUUCUUCCAGAGUCCACUAUUAAUCUGUACAGAAUUUUUAUUUUUCCCAUGAUUCCUGCAUUUUACUCAGCUUGUUCCCUGCAAAGUCGGUUAAUUGAGCCACUUUCUUCCUGAUGUAGGGCAUAUGAGCUCAUGUUCCUCUACCUUUUUAUAGCAAAUAAUCCUAGACCCCCAGUUUUAAUCUGUCUUGAAGUCAAUUUUCACUUUUCUUAUUUAUUUUCUCUUUUUACUCUUAUGCUUGACUAUAUCAAAAUGAAGAGCGAUGGUUUUUGGUUGCAUGAACCUUCGAUGCUGCCAUAUUGCUUCAUUUAAUCUAUGCAUUGGCUUUUUUCCUUCCCACCCUGCCUCCCACAUUCUAUGUAUGCUAAACUGGAAGUUUAACAAUUAUGGGCCAAACCUUGCUGGAUUAGGAUGUCCUACUGUUUAUUUAACUUGUAUUUUUUUAAUAUUGGUUUCACCCUUUAUGUACAGACAAGUGUGGGUGGAAUUGAAUCAGUGGAAAACAUUAAUUUUUUUUUUUUUUUGGUUUUCAAAAUGUUUGACACUGUGCUAAUAGUUACUUUAGUUCAUGAGAAAUACUACUGUGUUGAAAGCUUUUUAGGAAAUUUGACAGUAUUUUUGUACAAAACCCUUUUUUUUGAGAAAAUACUUGUUAAUUUAUUAUAUUUUAAUUUGCCAAUGUCAAUAAAGAGCUGCAAUGUGCACUAUUCUAGUUUG
This is a messenger RNA of Pelobates cultripes (western spadefoot toad), 3444 nucleotides long. The record is from the annotation of a GenBank genome assembly. Lineage: Eukaryota; Metazoa; Chordata; Amphibia; Anura; Pelobatidae.